Messenger RNA from Nestor notabilis (Kea), 384 nucleotides. Its product is annotated as transmembrane protein 54-like. The record is from RefSeq and is a predicted model, not a curated record. The transcript has 2 exons. Lineage: Eukaryota; Metazoa; Chordata; Aves; Psittaciformes; Psittacidae. The annotation marks the transcript as partial.
CAGCCUCCUGCCUGCGCUGACCGUCACCAUCGCGCUGACCCUGAGCAGCCGCGGCCGGGUGCUGCUGGCCCCCUGCACCGACACCGAUGUCGCCUUCGCCCCGGUCUCCCGCGAGUGCCCUUUCGAUCCCACCCGUGUCCACAGCUCCGUGUUGUCCCCUGGGGCCACCUCCCUCCUGUUCGACUCGAUGGAGGUUGUCUUCAGCACCCGCUGCCUCCUGCUCACCCUCCACCUCCUCUGCCUUGGCCGGGACGCACCAGAGGGAGGUGACUCCUGGUCCUGGGCUCGUGGCUCUGGGGUAGGACUAAGCCUCAUUCUCAUCGCUGCUGGUCUCCGUGCGGGGAGCCCCGACCCCGGGCAGGGCCUGGGCUUGCUGAGGCUGCA